Messenger RNA from Coffea arabica (coffee), 1664 nucleotides. Its product is annotated as LOB domain-containing protein 41. NCBI's taxonomy places the organism in Eukaryota, Viridiplantae, Streptophyta, Magnoliopsida, Gentianales, Rubiaceae. The record is from RefSeq and is a predicted model, not a curated record. Gene Ontology annotation, biological process: regulation of gene expression.
GCCCCCAAUUCCACGAAUAUGGAAAACCUGGGGUUUAGACUGUCUCUAUUUUAUUUUUCUCCAUCAAACAACUGCGGCCUCUAGUAAUGAACUAGCUGACCGGUACCGCCCCAAAUAAUCCCAGCGUCCAGGCACGAUACCUCUUCAACACGUUACAACUAGUCCUCCUAUAUAUCUCGCCCAAGUCCUCAAACUAUUACUUACCUCAUUAAACAUCAUCAUCUCUUCUUCUCCCCUAAAAACUUCUACUACUACUCAUCUGGUAUCUAUUUCUUGUCUUUUUCAGAAAAUUUUUUUUUGGGGGUUGGUUCAAUCUAUUAUUUAUCAGUUAGUCUGUUAAAAGUGGAGUGAUCAUCAUCAGCAAAAAUGCGGAUGAGUUGCAACGGAUGCAGAGUCCUCCGGAAAGGCUGCAGCGAGAACUGUAGCAUCAAACCAUGUCUUCAGUGGAUUAAAAGCCCCGAGUCCCAAGCCAAUGCCACUGUUUUCCUCGCCAAGUUCUACGGCCGCGCCGGCCUCAUGAACCUCAUCAACGCCGGCCCUGAACACCUCCGACCUGCGAUAUUCAGAUCAUUGUUGUACGAGGCUUGUGGGAGGAUCGUGAACCCGAUAUAUGGAUCGGUCGGAUUGCUGUGGUCAGGAAACUGGCAGCUUUGUCAGAACGCUGUGGAGGCUGUUCUGGAAGGAGCUCCGGUGAGCCAGAUUGAAUCUGAAGCGGCUGAGACCCACAAUGGGCCUCCUUUGAAGGCUUACGACAUUAGGCACGUGAACAAGAAUGAAAAAUCAGAGGGGUCGGGUGGUCUGCACCGGGUCAGGACCCGGUGCCGGUUCAAGAGGUCCGCGGUCAACAAGCCGAAGGUGGUAGCUAAGGGUUGGGUGGGUUCGGGCGAUGAUGAAUCGGCUCAUGAGGAGGGGAACCGGUCCACCAGCCAUGAGUCGUCGUUGAGCCACCAGUCUGAGGCGGCAAGGAAUGUGGAGGGAGAGAGCCAGGACACGGAGAGCUUGGCUUCUGAGGAGACGGCUGAGGCCGAGGCUGGGGCUUUGGAGAGAGCGGAACCGGAGUUGAGUUCAGAAAAGGACGAGCGAGCCGGGGAUGGCGAAAUUGAGCUGGAGCUAACUUUAGGAUUGGAGUCGACGCAUUCAAGAACUCAUGGCGUCAAGCCGAAGGAAGUAAGCAAGCGGAUUCAUGAACAGGGUGCUUUUUCGGUUGACGGAGUUUGCAGAAUGGAGCUGGGGUUGGACUGUUCGGCUUGAAGACUUGAUCAGAAAGCCGGGCAGUUGAUAGUUUUGGUGGCUCGUUCAUAUCAAACUUCUUCUUUUGUCUUAUUUGUUUUGAGGAGUAAUAUUUUUGUAAGUUGUACAACUUUUGCUUUGCAGCAGCAGCAGGUUGGAGUCUUUUUGGGCUUUUUGUUUACCUUUUUUUUUUUUUUUUUUUUAUUAUAUAUUUUCACUUUUCAUGACGUGAAAAGAGAGAGAGAGAGAGAGAGGAGUUGUACAGGGAUGAGUGAAUAUGUACGUAUACACGAGGGUAUAAAAUGGGUAGAAGGGAAAAAAAAAAUGGCUUUGCAAGAAAAUCUUCUUCAAAGCCCGUAGUCUUGUCUUGAUUACGGAGUAGAAUAUUUAUUUUCCAUCAUUAUUAGUUUAUUUAUUACUAAUUCAUGUCUGAA